This is a messenger RNA of Mus caroli (Ryukyu mouse), 13407 nucleotides long. It is a transcript of the gene Nfat5, whose product is annotated as nuclear factor of activated T cells 5. NCBI's taxonomy places the organism in Eukaryota, Metazoa, Chordata, Mammalia, Rodentia, Muridae. Gene Ontology annotation, molecular function: RNA polymerase II cis-regulatory region sequence-specific DNA binding; DNA-binding transcription factor activity, RNA polymerase II-specific; transcription factor binding. Gene Ontology annotation, cellular component: transcription regulator complex. Gene Ontology annotation, biological process: calcineurin-NFAT signaling cascade; regulation of transcription by RNA polymerase II; cytokine production. The record is from RefSeq and is a predicted model, not a curated record.
AGAUUCCUGUCAGCGGCGGCGGCGGUGGCGGCGGCCGUCAGUGUGCGCUGAGGAGAAGCCCGAAACGGACCCGUUUGGCUCUCCCUCUUCCCCUUUCCCCGGUCCGAAGCUUCUUCUCUCUGGACUCACCGGGAGUCAGUUCUCCACUCCGCAGAGCUGUUCCCUCCACUCCGCCGCCCUUCUCGUCGCUCGGCCGGGUGGGAAGUGACUGCCCUCGAGGAGGAGGAGGAGGCAGCGGCUGCCGCCCUCGCCUCGCCGCCCCCGGUUCGGUGCCCGCGGAUCCCGGAGAGGAGGUGCCGCCGCCACCGCCGCUCCCCCCCUCCCGCUGCCCUCGGGCCGGGCUGGGUCGAGCUGCGAUGCCCUCGGACUUCAUCUCAUUGCUCAGCGCGGACCUAGACCUGGAAUCGCCCAAGUCCCUGUACUCGCGAGAUUCUCUGAAGUUACACCCAUCACAGACUUUUCAUAGAGCUGGACUAUUGGAAGAAUCUGUCUAUGAUCUUCUCCCAAAGGAGUUACAGUUACCUCCACCUAGAGAAACAUCUGUAGCAUCAAUGAGUCAGACAAGUGGUGGUGAGGCAGGCUCGCCUCCUCCAGCUGUAGUUGCUGCUGGAUUUGCCUCUGAAGCAGGGAGUGUCUGCAUUAAAAAUGACCUGUAGUUCUCUGCUUCAUAGAUGCUUCUUCAGCUCCCUCCUCUUCCUCCAUGGGCGGUGCUUGCAGCUCCUUUACCACCUCUUCCAGCCCUACCAUUUAUUCUACCUCAGUCACCGACAGCAAGGCUAUGCAAGUGGAGAGCUGCUCCUCAGCCGUGGGGGUAAGUAACAGAGGGGUAAGUGAAAAGCAGUUAACCGGUAACACAGUUCAGCAGCAUCCAUCAACCCCGAAGAGGCACACAGUUUUGUACAUCUCACCACCACCUGAGGACUUGCUGGAUAACAGUCGGAUGUCCUGCCAGGAUGAGGGGUGUGGAUUGGAAUCUGAGCAGAGCUGCAGUAUGUGGAUGGAGGAUUCCCCCUCCAACUUCAGUAACAUGAGCACCAGUUCCUACAAUGAUAACACUGAGGUACCUCGUAAAUCACGAAAACGAAAUCCAAAGCAGAGGCCGGGGGUCAAACGACGAGAUUGUGAAGAAUCUAAUAUGGAUAUAUUUGAUGCCGACAGUGCCAAAGCACCUCACUAUGUGCUUUCUCAGCUUACCACGGACAACAAAGGCAACUCAAAAGCUGGAAAUGGAACAUUGGACAGCCAAAAGGGAACUGGAGUAAAGAAGAGCCCUAUGUUGUGUGGACAGUAUCCGGUUAAAAGUGAGGGGAAGGAGCUGAAGAUAGUGGUACAGCCUGAAACCCAACACCGAGCCCGGUACCUGACAGAGGGCAGCCGAGGCUCUGUAAAAGAUAGAACACAGCAAGGCUUUCCUACGGUGAAGCUGGAAGGCCAUAAUGAACCAGUGGUGUUGCAGGUAUUUGUGGGCAAUGAUUCUGGUCGAGUAAAACCACAUGGAUUCUAUCAGGCCUGUAGAGUAACUGGGCGAAAUACAACUCCGUGCAAAGAAGUGGACAUUGAAGGUACCACUGUUAUAGAAGUUGGUCUUGAUCCUAGCAACAACAUGACACUGGCGGUGGAUUGUGUUGGAAUAUUGAAGCUGAGGAAUGCCGAUGUUGAAGCCAGAAUUGGAAUUGCUGGAUCUAAGAAAAAGAGCACUCGUGCCAGAUUGGUUUUUCGAGUUAAUAUCACAAGGAAAGAUGGCUCUACUCUGACAUUGCAGACACCUUCUUCCCCCAUUUUAUGCACUCAGCCAGCAGGAGUUCCUGAAAUCUUAAAGAAAAGCUUGCAUAGCUGUUCAGUGAAAGGAGAGGAAGAAGUAUUUUUAAUUGGGAAGAACUUUCUGAAAGGAACUAAAGUUAUUUUCCAGGAAAAUGUUUCUGAUGAAAACUCUUGGAAAUCAGAAGCUGAAAUUGACAUGGAGUUAUUCCAUCAGAACCAUCUUAUUGUGAAGGUUCCUCCGUAUCAUGACCAACAUAUAACUUUGCCUGUAUCAGUGGGAAUAUAUGUUGUGACCAAUGCUGGAAGAUCUCAUGAUGUUCAGCCAUUUACGUACACUCCAGAUCCAGCAGCUGGUGCUUUGAAUGUAAAUGUGAAAAAGGAGAUAUCUAGUCCAGCAAGACCUUGCUCUUUUGAAGAAGCCAUGAAAGCAAUGAAAACGACUGGAUGUAACGUAGAUAAGGUGACUAUCCUUCCUAAUGCCCUGAUCACUCCACUCAUAUCAAGCAGUAUGAUUAAGACUGAAGAUGUUACUCCAAUGGAAGUAACAUCAGAGAAAAGAUCUUCCCCAAUUUUUCAGACUACAAAGAGCGUUGGAUCAACCCAGCAAACCUUAGAAACUGUUUCCAACAUAGCGGGGGGCGCACCCUUUCCCUCUCCGUCAUCAAGUGAGAAUCAGCAGCAGCUUCAGCCCAAGGCGUACAACCCAGAGACCCUGACAACUAUCCAAACGCAGGACCUCUCACAGCCCGGGACGUUCCCUGCAGUUUCUGCUUCUAGUCAGCUGCCCAGCAGCGAUGCACUACUGCAGCAGGCCACACAGUUUCAGACAAGAGAAGCUCAGUCCAGAGACACAAUACAGUCAGAUACAGUGGUUAACUUGUCACAGUUAACUGAAGCAUCACAGCAGCAGCAAUCCCCACUACAAGAACAAGCACAGACGUUACAGCAGCAGAUACCAUCAAAUAUUUUUCCAUCGCCAAACAGUGUGAGCCAGCUCCAGAGUACUAUUCAGCAGCUGCAAGCGGGAAGUUUCACAGGCAGCGCUGCUGGCGGCAGCAGUGGAAGCGUUGAUUUGGUCCAGCAGGUUUUAGAGGCACAACAGCAAUUAUCGUCUGUUCUGUUUUCUACCCCAGAUGGGAAUGAGAAUGUUCAAGAACAGCUUAAUGCAGACAUUUUCCAAGUCAGUCAAAUUCAAAAUAGUGUAAGCCCUGGAAUGUUUUCUUCAGCGGAGUCUGCAGUUCACACCAGACCAGAUAACUUACUACCUGGGAGGGCUGACAGCGUCCAUCAACAGACUGAAAAUACACUGUCUAAUCAGCAGCAGCAGCAACAGCAGCAGCAGCAAGUGAUGGAGUCAUCAGCUGCAAUGGUGAUGGAGAUGCAGCAGAGCAUUUGCCAAGCAGCUGCCCAGAUCCAGUCAGAGCUGUUUCCUUCAGCUACUUCAGCAAGUGGAAGCCUUCAGCAGUCUCCAGUUUACCAGCAGCCUUCUCACAUGAUGAGUGCACUGCCUACCAAUGAGGACAUGCAAAUGCAGUGUGAGCUAUUCUCAUCUCCCCCUGCAGCUUCUGGAAACGAAACUUCCACAACCACCACGCCACAGGUGGCAACCCCUGGCUCCACUAUGUUUCAGACACCAAGUUCAGGAGAUGGAGAAGAAACUGGAGCACAAGCAAAACAGAUUCAGAACAGCGUAUUUCAGACAAUGGUCCAAAUGCAGCGCAGUGGGGACAGCCAACCUCAAGUAAACCUCUUUACAUCUACAAAAAAUAUAAUGAGUGUUCAGAAUAAUGGUACCCAGCAACAAGGCAAUAGCUUGUUCCAGCAAGGGAGCGAGAUGAUGUCACUUCAGUCUGGGAACUUUUUGCAGCAGUCCUCUCAUUCACAGGCUCAGCUCUUUCAUCCUCAGAAUCCUAUUGCUGAUGCUCAGAACCUUUCCCAGGAAACUCAAGGUUCAAUUUUUCAUAGUCCAAAUCCUAUUGUCCACAGUCAAACUUCCACAGCAUCCUCUGAACAACUGCAGCCUUCAAUGUUUCACUCUCAGAAUACCAUUGCUGUGUUACAGGGCUCUUCAGUUCCUCAAGACCAGCAGUCACCCAACAUAUUUCUUUCCCAAAGUUCUAUCAAUAAUCUUCAAACUAACACAGUAGCCCAAGAAGAGCAGAUUUCAUUUUUUGCAGCACAGAACUCAAUUUCUCCACUUCAGUCAACAUCAAACACUGAGCAGCAAGCUGCUUUCCAACAGCAGCCUCCAAUCUCACACAUCCAGACCCCUAUUCUUUCCCAGGAACAGGCACAACCCUCUCAGCAAGGGUUAUUUCAGCCUCAGGUGGCCCUUGGCUCCCUGCCUCCUAAUCCAAUGCCUCAAAACCAGCAAGGUCCAAUUUUCCAAACACAGCACCCAAUAGUUGGCAUGCAGAGUAACUCUCCAUCCCAGGAGCAGCAGCAGCAACAGCAGCAACAGCAGCAGCAGCAGCAGCAACAGCAGCAACAGAGCAUUUUAUUCAGUAAUCAGAAUGCCAUGGCUACAAUGGCCUCCCAGAAGCAGCCACCACCAAACAUGAUGUUUAGCCCAAACCAGAACCCAAUGGCUAGUCAGGAGCAGCAGAACCAGUCAAUUUUUCACCAGCAAAGUAAUAUGGCCCCAAUGAACCAAGAGCAGCAGCCCAUGCAAUUUCAGAAUCAGCCUACGGUUUCCUCACUUCAGAACCCAGGUCCUACGCAAUCUGAGUCACCACAGACCUCCUUGUUCCAUAGCUCUCCUCAGAUCCAGUUGGUUCAAGGGUCACCUAGUUCUCAAGAGCAGCAAGUCACACUCUUCCUCUCUCCAGCAUCCAUGUCUGCACUGCAAACCAGUAUAAACCAACCAGACAUGCAGCAGUCUCCUCUUUAUUCCCCGCAGAACAACAUCCCUGGAAUCCAAGGAAGCACUUCUUCACCCCAGCCACAGGCUACUUUAUUUCACAACACUACAGGAGGCACAAUAAACCAAAUACAAAAUUCUCCUGGCUCAUCUCAGCAGACUUCAGGAAUGUUCUUAUUUGGCAUUCAAAAUAAUUGUAGUCAGCUUUUAACCUCUGGACCAGCUACAUUGCCAGAUCAGCUGAUGGCCAUAAAUCAGCCGGGCCAACCACAAAAUGAGGGCCAAUCUUCUGUGACAACACUUCUUUCUCAGCAAAUGCCAGAGACUUCCCCACUGGCCUCCUCUGUGAACAGCAGUCAGAACAUGGAAAAGAUUGAUUUGCUUGUUUCAUUGCAAAGCCAAGGGAACAAUUUAACUGGCUCCUUUUAGUGAGAUAAAUUCCAUGAAGAAUUCUGUAACAGUGAUUCCAAGAUGUCCUGAGAACUGUGGUUCCAUGAAGAUUAUUGAACUCUGGUGAAGAACUAUGUUUGAGUAAAUGGAUAGAUUUCCUGGCUGUAAGAGUACACCCAUGCUGCCUGUUGCAGUGAUUUGCCACCAAUGUGCUUUUUGUUUCUAAUAACAGUGAUGACUGAGAGCCUGUUGGAUUUUCCAGCUGACAGCAUUGUUGCUUGUGUCCUCUGUUUGUAACUGCAAGGCUGGGCCUCUCAGUUAUUAUUGCUAUUAGGAAAUCAUGUUUGUCAUGUUUACUUACAUUCUUACUUCCUUUCCUGCAUUAUUUUAAUCAAGUAGUGGCUUAGGACAACGUAAAGUCCAGUAGUGACUAAGGCUGUGCUUUUGUUGAUGUAAAAAACAUGGCUGUUGGCCAAAGUGAAGGAGUUUCUUUUAGUUUUCAUGGAGAAGCUGAAGGAGUAAUUUAGCUGUAGAACUCUGCAGAUAUGAGGAUUCCUCCUCACACACACAAGCAGAUGACAUGCUUGCAAAACUGGUUUCAGCUUGGAAGUUACUGAGUUCAUUUUUCAGAGAGUUGUUAGUUCUCUGUAUUUCUACUAAGGGAUUUAGCCAUAACUGCAUAAAAAUAUUUUGUUCUAUGAAAAUGAAGGGGGUGAUAUAUGAUGUGUUACAUUCUCAUAGUCUCCUCCGGUAGCUUAAACUGACAGUACUUUGAGCCUGUUGUCUUCUUGCCCAGCAUUAGGCUAGUAUUCCCUUCUUAUGUGCAUCACCUGUAUUGUUGUCCGCAUUUUUUCUUCGUAGUUUUAUUAAUAUUCUACUGGCUUUCUGACCCUGUAGGAAUUAGAGAAGGCAGCCACAUUGAUCCAGUGACCUGGCAGUCAGCAGCACAGGCCAGGAAUACUCUGUUAGGAGUAAUUGGGACAUGAUUCCUGGGAAAAAAUAAUUCUCUUUUUUUCUUCCAUGAACGGUGCUGUUCUGAAGUCUUCAAAAUUUUCCCUCUGCUGAUAAAUAGCAGUAUACAUUUUAAUUUUACAAACAAGGCAAACAAACAUUUCUCAAACUAUUACUUCUCCCCAAGCUGCAGUGACUAUUUACAUGUCAGUCACCUCAGUGCUUUACAGUUGAAGUGGUCACUUACAUGAUGGUUCCCACAGCCUUGGGCUCCACAGGGUCAUAUCGUUGAUUUAAAAGGAAGAGUUAACCGUGUUGCAUCUAGAGAGAGCAAAAUUACACACUCCAGAACUUGCAUUUGUAGCAUUAGUUGUAGAGUUUUGGGUGUCCUUACCACCUGUGGGGUGCCUGCUUCUCACUACCACCUACAUCUGGACACGUGCUUAUGUCUCAUUCAUCUUUGGCAUGUGGGAAGUGUCAAUGCAGCGUUAGCCCAUCAUGUAUGCAGCUUCUAUAUGUUAUAUGUUGACAUGCUUUGGUUUCCUGUUCAAUUCUUUUACUUUCUAAGCUUUUAAAAAUUAGCCAGUUCAUGGUUGUUGCCUUUUUCCUUAGUUUUCCUUUCAGUUUUCCUCCCCCUAUCCUUCACAUGUGUUGAACUGUGUGGAGCUUGGUGUUGGUUUAGUUUAUAUGGCCAGAUCCUGCUUUGGGACUCUUCCUUUGUUAUUUGACUGUGGUUCUUGUCAUCUGUUUCUUCUCUUUGUCCUUCUCCCUCUGCCCUGGCCCUUCCUUUCCCUCUCUGAGAGGCAUUGGAUUACGUUUUCAGUAGUACAGGCUUCUUGCCAAUAUGAAGGGAACUUUCCAGAAAGAGACCUACUCUGGUCAUUUAAUUUUGAAAACAGUUUUCAAUCGUUCAAGUUUUGGAUGGUUUAUAUCUAAUGUGUGUUUCAUUUUUUUGGAAAGCUAUAUUUUAUAUUUAGGAAAUGGUAUACUAUUUUGCUAUUUGUACUAAGUGAGUACAUUGGCAUAAAUAUAGAAAUUUAUAUAUAUAUAUAUAUAUACAUAUAUAAACUAUUCUUUUUUGCCACACAUUUUUGUGGUAAAUUUGUGAGUUUGUCUGAUGUUCUACCACAACGUGGCGUCUGAUAACAGUGAGGGGGGUUUGUUAUGUCUUUCUUGAGUAUUUAAGCACCUUUUGAAGCAAAUGGCCUGUUUAUCUAUAGCCAUUCCAUCAGGCAGUUCCUCGAUGUUAUUAGGGAGCUGAAGGCGACUGACUGUGUGUUUGCUGGAUCUUCACUCAGUGAGAUGUUAAAGCGCAAGGAAAUUCAUUUGAGGCAGUGUGUCAAAUGGUGUUUGACAAGAAUGAGCCACUCUGUCUUUGUUCACUAUAUAUUUAAUAUUUUAUUAUUGUUGUUGUUGUUAUUAAUUGGCUUUCUGUAUCCUAUGCCUUUUAUUUAUAAAGACACUAAAAAAAACCAUGUUUGUAAUUUUAAUAACAUUUCCCCAUCUUUUAAUAUCCAGAGCUACUUUAUAAAUUCUCUAAACCAAAAGUAUAUCCUCAAGAUCUCCUUUCUCCCCCCCAGUUCCUAUAGGGAAAAAUCACCCAACAUAGUUCGGGUUACAAGAAGGGUCAGCCACACAAUUCAGUGCUUCAGUUUUAAAAGUAAAACAGACAGACACUAGAGUGCUGUCUGGAGCAUCAUAGAAAGCAGACCUAGCAGAUUUAGGAAAAACAGAAGUCAAAGUUUAAAACCACAUUUACUUCUGAGUUUUCUGAAUUACUUUGUGAGAUCAUGUAGAAGACUCAGGAAAUCUGUUUGUUCACCAAGAUCAAGUUAGAAUGUUUGACACUGCCAUGCCAGGGAUGACGUGGCAGCAGGAAGCCUGGCUCGUGUGGUGGCUUCUGGUCAUUCUGGACUAGCAGCUUAUCCUUACAAAAUGCUAAUUGGCAAUGCCAAGUCACCGGGACCAAUUUCUGUUUUAUAAUGUUUAAGUUUAGAACAGAACAUCACCUGAACUGUAGUGCUUUGAGAGGAUGGAGGUGGAAACCCCCAUUUUCAGUCUCAUCACUUCUGUGGUUAUUUAUACAAGGGCUGUGCUGUGCUACCAUAUUCCUGCUCAAAUAUGAUGGAGUUUGUUUGUUUUCUCACAUUGUUAAAUGUUCCUUGCCCCUAAAGGUCCAUGUUAAGAACAAUGUUCUGAAUAUAUUGAUUUGGUUACAAAAAGUAUGUCUUCUUAUUGAAGAGUUAGCUCAGUGGUUGAUAUUUGUGCUAAGAUGCAGCUUCCCAGUUACUGUUACAAGUUACAGCUGCCAAUGGGAAGACUCAAUAAGCCAGCAAAGGCCUUGGAAAUCAUGAUUUAUUAAAUUUAUAUCUGGCAGAAGGACCUAAAUAAACUGUGAACUACAUUUUAUUCCUUUGUUACAUUUGGCUCUUGCUUUCAGCAAUUCACAGACAUGCUUGGAGCGCUCUCUCUCUCUCUCUCUCUCUCUCUCUCUCUCUCUGUCUCUCCCCUUCCUUCCUCCCUCCCUUUCCCUCUCCCUCUCUCUCCCACUCCCUCUCUCCCUCCCUCUGUACUCUCCCUCUACAUCCUUUCUUUCCUCUCUCCCUUUCCCUCUCUCUCUCCCUCUCCCUCUCUCUCCCUCUCUCCCCCUCUCUCCUCCCGCUCUACUCUCCCACUAUAUCCUUCCCUUUCUCUCUCCCACUUUCCCUCCCUUCCUCUCUCCAUCCACACACACCUCUGUGUGUGUGUGUGUGUGUGUGUGUGUGUGUGUGUGUGUGUGUAUGUGCAAGUUAUUCCUUCUUCUCAUUUCACACCAAGGAGAAGACAUUACAUACUUUUUUCCUAAGCAUUGCUGUGGACUUUUCUGAUUCUAGCAUCAUGUUGCUAUUUGGUAUUUAGCCAUUGUAGACCUGUCUUACCCUUAGACCAAGUGUUAAAAGGGCUUUUAUUAAUAGAAGCAGUAUUAACAAGAGGCCUCUUUCUCUCCCUCCCAUUCUCCCAUCCUUCCUUGCCCCCUCUUUGUAUAAUAUUGUGAGUUAUAGUUUAUAAUUGCAUUAUAGUAGAUUUAUGGCCUAUCAGAAUUUUGACUAAUGUACCCAGAAAAAAAUAGAAGGAAGAAAUUGUGCAUCUGUUCCUUCAGAAUGAAAGGGACAAUUCCUUUUGACCUUUUGAAUGUUUGUUUUUAUUUUUUCAGCAAGGUUGCACUAUGCUGCCCAAGUCCUGGGCCUGCUGGUAUGAAGCAUCUUACCUGGCCCCCCUUUUUAAACCAGUAUAAAUGCUUGUUUUGGGAAAAUGAAAUCUGUCAGCAAAUAAAAACCAAAACUGAAUAAUUCUUUUUUUAAUUACUAUUAUUUUUUGUAUUUUUUAUGUACACUGUCACUGUCUUCAGACACCAGAGGAGGGCAUUGGAUCCCAUUACAAAUGGUUUUGAGCCAGCAAGUGGUUGCUGGGAAUUGAACUCAGGACCUCUGGGAAAGCAAUCAGUUCUCUUAACCACUGUGCCAUCUCUUCGCCCCUGAAUAAUUCUUAAAUUCAGCAGAGUUAUACUUAUUCACAGGGGUUAGCCUGAGAAUUUUUCAUUUUCCUAGUAAAAUUUUUUGUUAUCCCUAUUUCCUGAUUGUUAAUUAGUUGAAAGUUAUGGGAGAACUUGUGGCUUUACUUUGCAUCUCUAGCAGAGGCUCUAUUUCUAACCAAGAUGACCACUUUAUAUCUGGGUGCUUUGGGUUACCUGGAGGGGCUCAGUGAAAGAGAAAAACUAAUUCAGUAGACAUAUUAGAGAAAUAACCCAGGCCUGGAGGUGUGGCUCAGAGGUAGAGAGUUUAUGUAGCAUUUGCAAGGCCCUGAAUUUGGUCCCCAACACCACAAAAAGGGAGAGAGAGAUCUUGGGUACACACGCUAGCAAGGGGAUUAGCACUCACACACACUGAGAGCUUUCCCAUUCUGCCUGCUUUUGUCACUAGAGCUAAACUGAAGGUGACAUUCAUGAUGCAGGAGAUUGACUCUCUUCAGUAUCAUAUGUAAAUUAUCCCAAUACCCUAAUUACUUUUUAACUGUCUAUUUUCAUGCCAUGCUAAGCCUCAUAUUAAUAAAGUUCUGUUUUUACUGCUCUUGCUCUUCAGGCAAUUUUUUACAUUAAUAUUUUAUAUGUAGAUUAAAUGUUAUGGAAAAGUGCCUUUUUACCAUGCCAGUGCCCCCUUCUUUAGUAUAUGUGCUGCCAAAGUGAGCACCGUGCCCCCUUCUUAAAAACUUCACCUUCCACUAUUGCCAAAAUUCUGUGAACAACUGGUUUUAUCAGGUCCCAACUUGUACUUUUUCCAUGUGACCAUUAUUUUCUCCAUUUCUUGGUCACCAUAGGAGAUAACUUUGUCAGUUCCUUUGACUUAAAAAUAAUAGAGAAAGUGCUUUGGCAGAAUUGCUUGGGAAAGUAAGUGCACACUGUUCAGGCUUGUGUGAAUCAAGUCUAAUUUUCUCAUCCCAACAAAUUAUAGAUGGCUAGCACCUGAAUAAGAACAAAAAUAAAAAUUUGGCUGACUGUGAGACUUCAUGCACAAAAAUGUGUGUUAAAUGUUAUAAAGGCACUACUCACAGCCUCUUCUUAGAUCCUAAUUAGCUGGGGGGUGGGGGGUAGGGAACAGUCACUAAAACGUAGGUUUUGUAAGGCCUGGAGGUAACAUUGGGGUUUUUUUCCCUAAUUAAAUGUGACAAAGUAGUUUAUUUCUUAUCUAUCUGAACUUCAGUUAAUUGACUUUAGAAAACUUAAUGUCAGAAAAAACUUAGAAGUCAUUUGAGUGGGGGCGGGGGGAGCUAAAGUAACGUCUUAGUCUCAGAUACAGUUGGGUUGAGUGUCCUGGUUUUGUCCAUUUUGUUUCUGAUCCAGCUCCUUAUGGUGGUGCUUGAAGAAAGGGGCAUCAGCAUCAAAUUCAGGACAGUAGUAACUUAAACUCUGCAACAAAGGUGUGUUCCCCAUUCAAGUACGAUUGUAACUGUUGGUGGACUGAAGAUAGCAUACUUAUGCAGUAUUUGUAAUACUCUAUUGUGCACUUUAAUCAUUCCAAACAAAGCCAAGAAUACAUCUUAACUAUUCAGAAUACUGCAUAUUUAUUUUGGAUUUAUGGCUUGGUGUGUUAGGUUCCUGCUUAUUUAAAGUAACUUACAACAAGUUUGAAAUUACUAUUUUCUAAAGGACUUAAGACCUUGAAAUGUAGCUGUAGGGAAAUGACUACAUUUUACAGACCAUUUUAGAAAUAGUAAAAUUUGACUGACUGAUGAGUAUGUUGGAUAGCUACUUAGAACCAUUCCCCUUCCUGUGUAUUUCGUGUCCCUUAUAUAAGAAUGCUAUAGUGUAUAGUUUCUACCCCUGUGGUUUAUGCAAACCUACUAGUAUGGUCCUCUGCCCAGCAGCUAGCUGAUGCAGUAUGAGCAGGGAACUAGUUAAAGGUGCACAUUCUUGGGCAGUAGCCCAGGCGUACUGAAUUAGAUCUGAAGUGGGGCCCAGCAGUCUGUCUGACCCAAGUCCCCAGUGAGUCCAGUGCAUCCUUAGUUUCAGAGCCACUCUAGCGGAUGAGCUCUACCUAGUGAAAGCUAGAGAAUUUCUUCCCACUUUUAAGAGAUAAUUAUUUCUUCUUUGUGUAUAUUCAGCCUUACCUGGUUAUCUGUGAUCAUUUCUCAACAAUAAUAAUUUAUUCUCAGUACUGCCUAAGAAAUGCAUGUGUUUUAUGUAUAUACAGUGUAGUUAUUGAUAAUUCAUUUAACUUAGUUUGGCAUUUCCCUACCACUGACUAAAAAGUUUACAUUAACUGACUGAUUUCAAUAUAUAGGUGCAAUGUUCUGUAUUUCUUUAAUUGUUGUGACACUUACUUAGCUAAAAUAAUUGAUGGGUGCUACAGUCUCCUGUUUAUGCAUAACAUGGGUACAUUGUGGGCAGUGUAAUACAAGCUUUCUCUUUGUUGCCUCUUAAUUUACCAGCAGGCCAUGGUUUUGCUCUUGGCUAGACCAGCUCUCAGAACAGAAUUGCCAUUCCAUACCAUUUUUCUUGUAUCUGAGAUCUCAGAUAGAUGGCUGGCCAGGCCAACAUAGCACCUUAUUUAAUUUCUUCUCUUAAUAUAUUCUUUUCAAGUAGCUUACUUGGCAUUUGAACAGCACAGUCAAGUGAUGGUUCUUGGAACUCACACUUCAGAUUAAGUACUUAAAAUGAUAAGACAGUGCAUUUUAUAAUUUGGGUAUCUCCUUUCUCAGUUGUGUGCAUCUUAAUAAAUACAAGCUAAGCAGGUUUAUUUUUUUCCUUUAGAAUUCAGCACUUCCAUCAUCCUUCCACUGUUUACAAAUCACUGAUGAGUUAACUCAUGAAAAAGAGAUUCACUUUUCAGAAUAAAACUAAAUGAAUACUUGCUUUCUGAGAAUCACUGCUUCUGUACCACACUAGCAGUGCUAAGUGGCUUACUCUACAAACUGGUGCUGGAAAGUAAGUAGGCAAGCUGUUGGGAUGCUGUAGAGACCCCCUCCCUUCCCCUUCUGUCACUGGAUACAGAGCAUUCUACACAAUUUAUUUAACCAAGGUUUGUAACACCUCCUUUAAAGAUCCUGCAUUCAACCUAUGUCACCCCUACCUGCUCUCUCUCAUUGGUCCUUCCCCUACCCAGGAACCCACCCCAGCAGUAAUAAUAUGCAUGGUUUGUAGGGGUGGCCUAUUGUUACUAUUUUAGCUAGUGAGCCUCAGGAAAGCUUACACUCACACAUAACCCCAGACGCUUGCAAGUGAGUUGAGAAUCAAACUUCUGUGACCUGACUGGAGUUAGAGUUCAGCGACGGAGCCUUUGUACACACAAGGCCCAAGGUAGGUAUAAUCCCUGGUACCAAAGAGAGACAGACAGACAGACAGACAGGCAGACAGAGCUGUCCUGCACCGAAGUGAUCACAAUUUCACUCAUUAGAGACCUUCUGCAGUGCAAUUGAACUAACCCCUUCUAUCUAAUGAAUGUAUCUGUUCACCUUGUUCCCUCUAAGGAUAAGCUCCAAGUGAUUGCUGCUUUCCUGGCAACUUGACUGAGUUUCACUCUCUUCUUUUACUUCCUGUUUUAAUGAGUAACUUGGAAUAUUUCAUUAACGUGUUCUCAAGUGAUUUAGCUGCCAUUCUGCCAUUUUGAGUUUUGUUUAAUUUUAUCUGCUUGAGCACACUGAUCAACCACUGACCUGCCUUCUUGCAUUGUCCUGCAGUGACGUAAGAGUGACAUUGUGUAUACGACUUCAUAGUUGGAAUUUCAGAGCACUGACACCAGAUAUUCUCAGUUUGUUCUCUGGGGGAAUUUCAUUUGCAUUUAUGUUUUUAGCUAUCUGUGAUAACUUGUUAAAUAUUAAAAAGAUAUUUUGCUUCUAUUGGAACAUUUGUAUACUCGCAAUUAUAUUUCUGUAAACAGCUGCAGUCAAAAAUAAAACAUUGAAAGUUUUCA